Piliocolobus tephrosceles (Ugandan red Colobus) is the source of this 1718-nucleotide messenger RNA. RefSeq names its product cytochrome P450 family 3 subfamily A member 43 (gene CYP3A43). The record is from RefSeq and is a predicted model, not a curated record. Gene Ontology annotation, biological process: oxidative demethylation; steroid metabolic process. The transcript has 13 exons. The coding region runs from base 104 to 1615 and encodes 503 amino acids. Lineage: Eukaryota; Metazoa; Chordata; Mammalia; Primates; Cercopithecidae. Gene Ontology annotation, molecular function: testosterone 6-beta-hydroxylase activity; estrogen 16-alpha-hydroxylase activity; iron ion binding.
ACCUCUGGGCAGAGAAAGAAAGCUCUGUAUGCACAGCCCAGCAAAGAGCAGCACACAGCUGAAAGAAACACUCAGAAGACAGAGCUGAAAAAGAAAACUGGUGAUGGAUCUCAUUCCAAACUUUGCCAUGGAAACAUGGGUUCUCGUGGCUACCAGCUUGGUACUCCUCUAUAUUUAUGGGACUCAUUCACAUAAACUUUUUAAGAAGCUGGGAAUUCCUGGGCCAACCCCUCUGCCUUUUCUGGGAACUAUUUUGUUCUACCUUAGGGGUCUUUGGAAAUUUGACAGAGAAUGUAAUGAAAAAUAUGGAGAAAUGUGGGGGCUGUAUGAGGGACAGCAGCCCAUGCUGGUCAUCAUGGAUCCCGACAUGAUCAAGACAGUGCUAGUGAAAGAAUGUUACUCUGUCUUCACCAACCGGAUGCCUUCAGGUCCAAUGGGAUUUAUGAAAAGUGCCCUAAGUUUUGCUGAAGAUGAAGAAUGGAAGAGAAUACGAACAUUGCUAUCUCCAGCUUUCACCAGUGUAAAAUUCAAGGAAAUGGUCCCCAUCAUUUCCCAGUGUGGAGAUAUGUUGGUGAGAAGCCUGAGGCAGGAAGCAGAGAACAGCAAGCCCACCAACUUGAAAGAUUUCUUUGGGGCCUACACCAUGGAUGUAAUCACUGGCACAUUGUUUGGAGUGAACUUGGAUUCCCUCAACAACCCACAAGAUCCCUUUCUGAAAAAUAUGAAGAAGCUUUUAAAAUUGGAUUUUUUGGAUCCCUUUUUACUCUCAAUAUCACUCUUCCCAUUUCUUACCCCAGUUUUUGAAGUCCUAAAUAUCGGUUUGUUUCCAAAAGAUGUUACCCAUUUUUUAAAAAAUUCCAUUGAAAGGAUGAAAGAAAGUCGCCUCAAAGAUAAACAAAAGCACCGAGUAGAUUUCUUUCAACAGAUGAUUGACUCCCAGAAUUCCAAAGAAACAAAGUCCCAUAAAGCUCUGUCUGAUCUGGAGCUUGUGGCCCAGUCAAUUAUCAUUAUUUUUGCUGCCUAUGACACAACUAGCACCACUCUCCCCUUCAUUAUGUAUGAACUGGCCACUCACCCUGAUGUCCAGCAGAAACUACAGGAGGAGAUUGACGCAGUUUUGCCCAAUAAGGCACCUGUCACCUACGAUGCCCUGGUACAGAUGGAGUACCUUGACAUAGUGGUGAAUGAAACUCUCAGAUUAUUCCCAGUUGUUAGUAGAGUUACAAGGGUCUGCAAAAAAGAUAUUGAAAUCAAUGGGGUGUUCAUUCCCAAAGGGUUAGCAGUGAUGGUUCCAAUCUACGCUCUUCACCAUGACCCAAAGUACUGGACAGAGCCUGAGAAGUUCUGCCCUGAAAGGUUCAGUAAGAAGAACAAGGACAACAUAGAUCCUUACAGAUACAUACCUUUUGGAGCUGGGCCCCGAAACUGCAUUGGCAUGAGGUUUGCUCUCACAAACAUAAAGCUAGCUGUCAUUAAAGCACUGCAGAACUUCUCCUUCGAACCUUGUGAAGAAACUCAGAUCCCACUGAAAUUAAACAAUCUACCAAUUCUUCAACCAGAAAAACCUAUUGUUUUAAAAGUGCACUUAAGAGAUGGGAUUACAAGUGGACCCUGACUUUCCCUAAGGACUUCCACUUUGUUCAAGAAAGCUGCAUCCGAGAACACCAGACCCUUCAAAUUGUUUUGUGAAUAAAACUCAGAAAUGAAGAUGAGCUUAA